AGUUCAGCUCGACUUGUUGAAUAUUGAGUGUUGGAUCUCUGUCUGGUCCUCUUCUAAAGUUGUCAGACGAUAAACAAAAUAAAACAAAACGUUUAGCCGCCAAACUGUGUUCUAAGUUCAAACUUACUCAGUGAGUUCAUUAUUGCUGUUUCAAAACCGAAGUUUAGUUGUUAAAGUAGUAGAAAAUGUGAUUUUCAACCAGAGUGCUGUGAUUUUGCUUGUUUCAUUGUUUGUGACAGUAGUGACUUACCUACUGUAAAACUCUAGCAAAUUACAAAAAAGGAUUCUGCAAAAUAUGACCCACGGCAACAGCAGUUCAGUGUCGACGUACCGAUGGGGUCCCCCGGACAUCUGCCCGGCCGGUCUCAUCCUGCCUCUGGUCGACGAGCGAGAGUGGAGUCUGUCCUUCAGGCGCACCCUCUAUCUGCUCCUACUGCUCUACUUCUUCUUGGGCAUUGCCAUUGUCACUGACAUAUUCAUGUCGGCCAUUGAAACCAUAACCAGCAAAACAAAGAAGGUCUAUCUGGCCAAAAGCAAGAAGAAGUCACACGGCAGCUACAACAGCGUUGUGGCUGGAGGCCUUCGGGCGGAGGAGCCCGAGGUAGUGGAGGUGCGAGUGUGGAACGACACUGUUGCCAACCUUACACUGAUGGCGCUGGGCACCUCGGCACCCGAGAUCCUGUUGUCGGUGAUCGAGACAGUCGGCCACAACUUCGAGGCGGGCAAGCUAGGUCCGGGCACCAUAGUCGGCUCGGCCGCAUUCAAUCUGCUCAUCAUCACUAGCAUAUGCAUGCUCUCGCUCCGGCCCAACGAGACUAGGCGGCUGGCCAGGUUUAAGGUAUUCGUGGUGACGUCACUGUUCAGCUUCCUGGCGUAUGUAUGGCUGCUGGUGAUCCUUCAGGUGUCCUCGCCGAACGUGGUGGACCUGUGGGAGUCGGCGGUCACCUUCGCCCUCUUCCCCAUCCUCACGCUGUUCGCGUACGUGGCCGACCGCGGCUGGUGUGGCCUCAAGGUCUUCACCGGCUCCAAGAACAAGCGGCAGCUCGAGUUGGGCCCGCUCAGGUCCGAUGAAACUGACAAAACGGCGUUGGAGAGAAACUUCUUCAAGGAGGGCAAAUUGGACAAGGACAGUCUGGUGGCAUUCGUGCGAGAGGUGAAACGAUUUCCCGGCUUAACUGAUGAGGAUGCUGCCAUGCUAGCUGCCUCAAAACUAGUGAAUGCCCAGCCUCAUUCAGCGAUGUGGUAUCGCAUAGGCGCCGUGCGCUCUCUAUCUGGCAGCAGAAGACUUGAACCUAUUCUCAGCACCAGACUAAAACAGGUUUAUGAUGUAAUCAACGAGCACCCGGCCGCACCCGAUCUGGGCGACGUGCCCAGUGGACCGGACACUGACAAGAAUGCGGUGAUUGAGUUCCACGCGGCCACUGUCGCAGUUCGGGAGACAAUCGGCAAGUUCUCGGUGACCGUGUGGCGACAUGGCAACCUACAGCCGCAGGCCAGAGUUAGAGUGGAAUCAAUUGACGGAACAGCAGUGAGAGGCGAGGACUAUGUUGCCAUCAAUGAAAUCAUCACAUUCGAAGAGAAUCAGAGAGAAAAACAGGUUAUAGUUGAGAUAAUGGACGACAACAAGUGGGAACCCAAUGAAGAGUUCUUCCUACGGCUGAGUCUGAUCCAUGACGAAGAUAACUCGCAUGUGGAGUUGGGUCGUAUCUCAAUCAUGGAAGUCACCAUUAUCGAUGACGAUGACCCGGGCGUGAUAGCGUUCGAGAAACGCGGUCUGCUGGUGAAGGAGAGCGCGGGAAGCGUGCUGGUGCCGGUGAUGAGGCGGGGAGGCUCGGACGGGGAGGUGCAAGUCAAGUACCGCACCAUUGACAAGUCGGCAAUUUCAGGGCGCGACUACAAGGGCGGCGCCGGCUCUAUACGAUUCAAGCAUGGAGAGACAAGACUGAUGCUGGAGAUUGAUAUAAUAAACGAUUUCACGCCGGAGAAAGACGAAUGCUUCGAGGUGGAACUAUUUGAUGCAACCGGGGGAGCCAGGAUAGGCAGCAUCAACAGGACGGCUGUAACUAUUACCAAUGACGAUGCGUUCAACACAGUUAUGGACAGGCUGAUGGUGAUGACGAAUGCCAACAUGGAUGCGAUCAGGGUGCACAGUGAGACAUGGUGUCAACAGCUCAAGAACUCGAUGCUCGUUAAUGGCGGAGAUAUCGAAAACGCCAACAACACCGACUACCUCUUACAUUUUCUGUCUUUCUUCUGGAAGGUUUUGUUCGCUUUGAUCCCGCCGCCGGGUAUGUUUGGAGGCUGGCUGUGUUUUGUUGUGUCUCUGAUCUGUAUUGGUGGUAUGACUGCUUUCGUUGGAGACAUUGCCACACGCUUUGGAUGCCUUGUUCAUCUUGACGAUACUAUCACUGCGAUAACAGUAGUGGCGCUGGGCACAUCCCUGCCAGACACGUUCGCCUCAGCAACGGCCGCCCGCACCUCGCAAACCGCUGACUCAGCCAUCGGCAACAUCAAUGGCAGCAACUCUGUCAACGUCUUCCUUGGCCUCGGUCUGCCCUGGUUGCUCGCCUGCAUUCAUCACUUCAGACAGGGUACCCAGUUCGAAGUGCAAUCGGGCAACCUGGGCUUCAGUGUGCUCAUGUACUCGAUCGCCUCGAUUGUGGCAAUCUCUCUGCUGGUGACGCGCCGGCAGCUGGCAGCCUGUGGCAAGGCAGAGCUGGGUGGGCCAAGGGUCACCGCUGCCGCCUCCGCCGCCAUACUCAUCACGCUGUGGCUGCUCUACAUCCUCUUCUCUGUGCUCCAGAUCAACGGCGUAAUCCACAUGUAAAUGGACCGCCACACCACAGAAUACAUACAGAAUGAAAAGUAUCAAUCCAAACCAUGUAUUUUACAUGACGCCAAGACUUGAGUGCACCAAGACCACGUCACGUGAUUGCGCCAUUCUGUUAGAAAUUAAAAUUACCACUAUACGGAUCUUUUGAUUGGCUCGCAGUAGUGAACGAUACUGAUUGACCCGGAUCAGUAAAGUGAUCCGAACCUCCCAUCUAUAAUAUUACAAUGCUGAACUUUUGCGUCAGUAUACUAGCCGACUUUCCAUUCUGUAUUGUAUUCUGUGGCCACACUGUGUUAUUAGACCGUCCUCACACUGCCUGCGGUUUCCUACAAAGUUGAUCGUACCAUACAUACAAAAACCCCGAACGAUCCUGAUGCAUCGAAAUAGAUGUGAAUGGGCUCACACUGCAUACAAGUUGGACGUAUAUGUAUACACACAUAUACUUCAACCAUAACAUAUACGUAAUUACAUAAACGUAUUCAGUACGUAUAUUGUACGUAAACAACAACAGGAACAGUUUUGGGCUUUAAGCCUGUUGUUCCUUCUCCAAUCAUACAUAGUUGAGAAUUAUAGUACGUAUAUUGUACGUAAACAACAACAUGGACAGUUUUGGGCUUUAAGCCUGUUGUUCCUUCUCCAAUCAUUCAUAGUUGAGAAUAAUAUUGUAUCUAUCAAUGUAUAAAUAAAUAAACAAAUAUAUUUAUGCUACAUAAAUGAUGUGUGUAUACGUACGUCCUACAUGUAUGCAGUUUCAGCACUUACAUCUAUUUAAAUUCCUCAGGAUCGUUCCUACGAUGCUGUAUGUAUGGUACGAUCAAUUUUGUAGGAAAACGCAGGAUGUGCGAGGACGAUUAUAGGCCCAAAUGCACCUUCUCAGUUUAAAUGGAGAAAAAUCAGAUGAUCGUUUGAACCCGAAAUGUAACGCAUUAGAAUAAAUGCGACCGUAUCAAAAAGUAAUCGUGGUUUAGCGUUUAGGUGGUGCAUAUGGCUCAAACCUCAUCACACUCGUUAUCUUAUCUGUGCUAAGUAUGUAUAUUUGUAGAUCAAUGAGCUGCAGAUGCAUAUAUAAUUGAAACAACAUGUCACAUCAUGUUUUCGGUAUGACCCACUUAGCUAAAUAACAAACAACUGGAGAUAGCACUAAUUGAGGCAGCAUAACAGAACGAAGAUCCCCCCAAAGAACAUAGUUUUAAAUCAUGUACUUCAAGUUUGCCUUGGGUGGGGUUUGAAGAUGGAGUCCAAUCGAAUAUUAAUAAUAGUCAAAAUAUUGUAAAACGUUUGAACUAGGAUCAAGUUUUCAAGCUUUAAGCUUGCACAUUUCUUUGAGAGACCUACUUCAUGUUGAUUUUGAAGUUUCGUUCAAAUUUCAAAAAAGUAAAAAAUAGCUGUAGGUCUAAUUUGAAUUCCCCUGCUUAGUAAAAUAACUUGAAUUGCCAAGCGAUUGCUACUAAUAUCGUAUUAGUAUUUUAAUUUAAACGUUUAAAACGUCAAUUAUUAUUACUUGUGUUUUAUUUAUUUUUGAGUAUUUUAUAUUUUUAUAAUUUAAAGCAAUACUAGGCUAUAACAGUGUUGAUCUAUGACACACUCAGAGAGGUUGAGUAUAUUAUUUGUUUCAAUUGAGACCAGUUUGUGUCAGACAGAAGGAAAAUUAGGAAGUUGUAUCUAUUAAUGUAAUCGGCCGGUUCUAAGAAUGUAUAAAAAGUUUAAUCAAGAAUCAUCCGUGAGGUUAAUCAAAGAUCAAAAUCGAUCAUGUGCCUGGCCGCAUAUUUACUGCUCUUCCUAAGCUAUAUGUGUUUAUUAAUUUCAUUUGAUUGUAACCAAUUGCAAUUAAAAUCACUACUAUUUAUUUUUAAGUGUGAAUGAUAUUUAGUUUUACGUAUUACAUUAUUCUUAAUUGAUAUUCAUAUAUUUGAUGUGAGCUGAUAUUUAUUUGUCAAUGAAUGUAUUUUUGCCUAAAAGAUAGGGAAUCCCCUUUGUUACUUUACAUUAGCCUUCCGAAAAAAUUAACAAAGAAUCGCCUUAAGUUUUGUCACUCAUAGUACUAAAGUCGGCGACUUUUUUUAAAAAACUAUAGUGUGAUUCACUACAAACUGACAGCUUUCGUGGUAGAUAACACCAACGUUUUCCAUUAAAACAAUACAAAGACAGUUUUAAGUGAGUCUCACAAAUAUUUACUCAGUGCUGGUUGAAUGGCAAGCAUAUAAUAUUUAUGCUAUUAAUAAAACAUUUUUAUAAACAGCAUUCAUAAAUAAUGCCUACAGUAUGAAGUGAAUCUCUCUGUACAACUUAGAAGGCGAAAUCGUAAUUAUUACGAGGAGGUAACAGAUUGUGUAUUGUAGCCCUUGCUUGUAAACUCCCUCCCACCUGUACGUUGCUUUUGUAUAUCCGUUUUUGAAAUGAAGUUUUGUAAAAAUAUAUAAGUGUUAAUUGUGUAGAAAAUGAUAUUUUCUAUUAAAGAAUAAUAUUUUUUUA
Messenger RNA from Nilaparvata lugens (brown planthopper), 5305 nucleotides. Its product is annotated as sodium/calcium exchanger 2. The transcript is spliced from 15 exons. Gene Ontology annotation, molecular function: calcium:sodium antiporter activity. Gene Ontology annotation, biological process: calcium ion transport; cell communication; transmembrane transport. Bases 296 to 2827 code for a protein of 843 amino acids. Gene Ontology annotation, cellular component: membrane. NCBI's taxonomy places the organism in Eukaryota, Metazoa, Arthropoda, Insecta, Hemiptera, Delphacidae. The record is from RefSeq and is a predicted model, not a curated record.